Apodemus sylvaticus (European woodmouse) is the source of this 1549-nucleotide messenger RNA. RefSeq names its product signal peptidase complex subunit 3. Gene Ontology annotation, cellular component: membrane; signal peptidase complex. The record is from RefSeq and is a predicted model, not a curated record. The transcript has a single exon. Gene Ontology annotation, biological process: protein targeting to ER. Lineage: Eukaryota; Metazoa; Chordata; Mammalia; Rodentia; Muridae. The coding region runs from base 107 to 649 and encodes 180 amino acids.
GGAAGGCAGAGGGACCGCGGAGCAAACAGCACGCCCGCCCGUGCAGAGCCAGCCAGCGAGCGCCAGCGGAGCCCGCGUGGAGGGAGCCACAGAUUGAUCCUGCAAGAUGAACACCCUGCUGUCCCGGGCCAACUCGCUGUUCGCCUUCACGCUGAGCGUCAUGGCGGCGCUCACCUUGGGCUGCAUCCUCACCACCGCCUUCAAAGACAGGAACGCGCCCGUGCGCCUGCACGUCUCCAGGAUCCUGCUCAAAAAAGUGGAAGACUUCACUGGACCCAGAAAAAAGAGCGACCUGGGCUUCAUCACCUUCCACAUCUCUGCGGAUCUGGAGAAGACUUUCGACUGGAACGUCAAGCAGCUCUUCCUUUAUCUGUCGGCAGAAUAUUCCACCAAAAGCAACGCCGUGAACCAGGUGGUCCUCUGGGACAAGAUCCUUCUGCGAGGCGAGAACCCCAAGCUGGACCUGAAAGACGUCAAAAGCAAGUAUUUUUUCUUUGACGAUGGACAUGGUCUCAAGGGAAACAGGAAUGUCACUCUGACUCUCUCCUGGCAAGUUAUACCGAUUGCUGGGAUCCUGCCUCUUGUGACUGGAUCUGGACGCGUGUCUGUCCCAUUUCCAGAUUCCUAUGAAAUAGCCACGACUUUUUGAAGAAAACCUUCUGCAUCGGAAAAGGGACUUCUGUGUACUUAAAGAAUAGCAUUUCUUUCAUCUUUUCCCUCAAGUCUUGCUGACUUCUCUUUUGUUUUGUUUAUUUUAAAACGUGCUGGUUUUGUUCUGGGACUGGCUGAACUCCUUAUCCCCAUGCUUCCAUGUGCCUAACAUAGAGACUGCAUUCAUUGAUCUUAGUGUAACAUUGGUUAUUACUCUUCCUUUGUAUAAGCAUUAACAUCAAAUUGUAUAGUUGGAGGGAAAGGCUAAUAGAGUUCUGGAACUUUAUUAUACAAAUGAAUCAACAAAGAAGUUCACCAGAGUAUGUUAUUAUUAGACAGUUGGAUAAUGUGGAUUGAAAAGAAUACACAGUUUUGUCAUAUUUGCUAUGUUAUUCCAUGUGACAUAUAAAAUCUGUUUGGGGAGAAUUUAAAAAUUAGAUGUGUUGGUAUUGUCACAAUAACUGUAUUUUAUUCCUGACAUUCUUUGUAGGUUCACAUUGAAUGCCAUUUUCUUAUAUCUUCUAGGGUGUGUUUGAUUAGUAGAAAAAUUGUGAUUUGUUUCUUAAAAGUCUGACGUGGAAAAUUGUUAAACACGAGUCAGAAUGAAAAUUUACUCCCAUUUCAGUAAUUUUACUGCUUUCCCUUCUUGCCAGCAAAUGUGACCAUUUAAAUAGUGACUGUCUCUUGAGGCUGUAAAUGAUUAUACCUCACUUCAAGUCUCUUAAGUAAAUCAAGUGUGUCUUACAGUGGUUUCUCUACAAAGAUUGUUGUGCAGUGUAUCUUUGUUAAAUGUUUUAAUACUGUUACUGAAGUAUGAAAAUGUUUGCAUGCUUAACACGAGAUGCAUAUGUUCUAGUAUGUUUCAUGCCUUUAAAUAAAUACUAACUACUUAAAACUC